AUGGUCCUGGCCGUGUUUGCCCUCUCGGCAGCUUUGUUGGCGGUGACAGCAUGUGCUGAGAAGCUUCAAGUCUUUGGUCAUGCGCUCAACACGGGGCAGACCAUUCCACCACGGUGCGUGCAGGCUGAUGAGACGAGUCAUCUCCUCUGGGUGGAUUGGGCUUUGAAGCCGCCAGGACCGGCGGCGCAUGUAGUUGAGGUGAAAGUCGCCUGGCACACGACACUGCCUGUUGAUCCCGAGGAUCAGGCUGUCUUCGUCGCCCAGCUUCGAAGAAACGGUAGCACCUUCUCCCUGAAGGACCUUCAGCGUGUGAAGCUGUUCGAGGUUGAUGUCAUGAUUGAGGAGCAAGAAGAACAACCAGCUGCUCGAGUGCUUUGGGGUGAGCUAAACCUUGUCCUUGAUGUCGACGGCGGGGACGUGCUCGGCCUGUUGGAUUCCUGCGAAGGCACCAGCCCCCUUUCGGCACCGUGGGCACAUGCAGGCGAAGAAGAGAUGCAGCACUGGGCCUUGGCAUUCACCGUGGGCAGCGACCUCGUUCCCGGCACUGAGGUUGCUUUAAGCUCGGGAGCUCCGGCAAUGCCUCCUGCAUGGGCAUUCAGAUUUCGCAGUCUUGACCCAGCAGGUGCCACAGACCAGGGACGGUCAGGUUCAGCGUUGCAGCUGUUGGCGCGGGUUUUGGAGGAGGCGAAAUGCUCCAACGAAGACAGCCUUCUGAAGAAUCUUCGGAGUUUAUCAGGAUGUUCCUGGGUGCAUGAGUACCCCAUCUACAUCCUCCAUACCGGGCACAUGGAGCGUGCGACGGAGCAGGAACUGCUGAUGUGGAUGGAUGUCGUUCGAACAGCUGCCUCCCCUAGCUUGGACCUUCGCUUCAUCGACGUGUCAGACGACUUUCAAACGGUGAAGCUUGGAGAUGGGCAGGUCCGUCUAGACCGACUUGAUCUGAUGUGGAUGGAUGCGACACGUUCAGAUUCGCCUCGGAUACGGAAAGAAAAGCCACGCCGGCACGAGGCAGGGUACCGACACAUGUGUCGGUUUCAAAGCUCGAAUGUUCUGGAACUGCCAGCUUUUCAGCGAAUGCGUUACCUGCUGCACUUAGACUCGGAUGCCACCUUUCAGUGUGAAGGAUCCAGAAGUGUGGACCCCUUCAAGGAGAUGAUCAAAUACAGAUCUGUGUACGGGCUCUUUGAGGUUGGACUGGAGGAUCCGGCACACACGCAGGGGUGGUCGAGCUUUGUCAAGGAGUGGGUUCUCCUCAACGACUUGCAGCUUCCGAACCCACCGGCUUUGCUGUCAACAGCUGGAAUCUACGUCACUCUUCCCGUCCAAGUCGACGGCCUCGAGCAGAUGCAAAAAGUACCUCUCGCCUCGCUCUCGCUUACCUGGGGCACCGCCUGGGAGGUCCUCGACCUCGACUUCUUCCAUCGACCAGAUGUGCUAGAGUUCAGCCGUCGUGUCGAGGCUACGCUUGGGCACUACAGGCAUCUCUGGGGUGACCAUCUCAUUCGCGCUUAUCAGGUGCUUCUCCACGCGUCGCUCGAGCAAGUACGCUGCUUUGAUACCAACGAGCUACAUGGCAGUCAUGGCUGUUCUUCGGAUGGGAUGUUCGAUGCGGAGGAGGUCAAGAGGGGCGAGGACAAGGGCUGGGAGAAUAUCUACCAGGUAGAGGAGGACAUUUCAUGCCCAGACCUUUGGCUGGAGAACGGAUUGCGAGGUGUUCCUUGGCAGGGUGGUCCUGGAAGCGGGACUUCGCCGAAGGAUUGUCUGCAGCUGUGCAAUGGAGAAGGCCUGUGUCAGGGCUUCGAUUUUGUCUACUACUCGUCGACUCAGACUGCUGACUGCGUGCUCAGACACGAGCGCGCGACGAGCAAGGUUUGUCAAACCGGCGGCGUUGCGGGUGCCGCCAUGGAAGCUUGGAGCCAGAUCGGACUUGACAGUUCUCUUGUUACGCAGGUUGGAGCGGCAAACCGCUACCAGAUCAUAGAAAGGACCGCUCAGAGGCAGAUGGACUGCAGCGCUUGGCGUGAGGCAAGUGUGGAGAUCGUGAGGAUCUGCCGUGAGCUGAAAAACAAGGACUUGGCUGCAGAGCGGAUGACUCCAUGGAUCCUGGAUUUGCAGCUGUCUGCCAGACAUGCUCAGGCCAGCCAGUCCAUCAACGCACUGCAAGACGAGAAGACCCGGCUUCUACUGGAGGUGGAGGAAGCGGAAGAUGAGGCCCGGCAGUGGCAGCGCAUGGCAGUGGUGCUCCUGCAGAGAGUGGCCGCAGGUGGAGCUGCCACCCGCACCCGAACUGCGUUCCCUGCCAGGCGCAUCACAAGUCUGCAGCCACCACUUGUGGUGGAGGUUCCGGAUGAGGUACAAGAAGUCAGCGCGCAAAUGCUGAACACAAGGAUUCUUCGACAGGAGCUUGCCUUCUCGCAGGCACGGCUACAGCAGGAAGAGGCCGAAGUGGAGCAGCUGGUUGCCGACUUAGAAGAUCUGCGCAUGAAGGAGCUCUCCGCAGAAGCCACCGUCCAACACCGCGAGUGGCAUUCUGCGACAGUGCAGAGUCUUCGACAAAGCAUUGCAAAGCAAGCCCAGGCCAUCGCCAUGUACAAGGACCGGGCUCGCAGAGCAGAGCUCCAUCUGGAUCGACUUCGCGACGAGAUUCUGCAGCUUCGACAGGAAGAAGCCAAAGCUGCAACGGAAGAAUGCCGGACGAUGUCCCGUCGCACCAUCUUGGAGAACGAUCGACAGUCCGAGCUUCGCAGCGUGACGCUGGCUUUGUGCGAAGAACUUGCGAGCUCGAACCAUGCUGCAGAGAGUGUGCUCGAGGAGCAGCUGAACUCGUCUCAUGUAGCACAGCGUCGCGUGAGCCAGGGGUCGCGGCUGCGGCUUCUGCUCGGUGAGAAUGCACCGAGCAGUCAAUGA
This is a messenger RNA of Symbiodinium sp. CCMP2456, 2907 nucleotides long. NCBI's taxonomy places the organism in Eukaryota, Dinophyceae, Suessiales, Symbiodiniaceae. The record is from the annotation of a GenBank genome assembly.